Molecule: messenger RNA, 2988 nt
Organism: Effrenium voratum
Lineage: Eukaryota; Dinophyceae; Suessiales; Symbiodiniaceae
Source: the annotation of a GenBank genome assembly
AGGCAUUAAUCACGCAGGCCAGAGCCUAUCGCGCGAUGGAUGCGAACUUCGGAUCGCAGUGCAGGAGCGCUCGGCCGCGGCGCGGGGAUUGGCCGCGGCCGUCAUGCCGAGGCGCCCAGUUGCGCCGCAUGGAAAACAGCAGCAGCGCUGCUUUCCGCAGCCCAGCAAACGGGCGCCCAGCGGGACAUCGUGAGCCUCAACCGCGCCUUGAACGUGAGCCCCUGGAGGUCUGCCACGGCACUUUGCUCCGCCGAAAAACUCCGCGGCCUGCGGUGGUCGGCUGUGACCUUCUGCACCCUGGGCCGCCUCCUCGCUCCGGCCGGAGCCGGAGCCGGCGCCUGGGCGCGUGCGCUGGCGCUGAUCCACCAGAUCCGCCAGCGGAACGUGGAGCAUUCCGUGGUUGCUGAGGGCACCGCCGCCGGAGCCUUCCAAACCUGGAGCAAAGCUCAGCAGGUCUUGGAGGAAUGCACCCAGAAGGACCUGCAGCGGAGCAGCGUGCUGUGUGGCAUUGCCAUCAGCGCCUGUGAAUGGAAACGAGCCCUGGCCUUGCAAGGACUCGCGGGGCAGAGCGCCACCUCCAACCGCGCCACCAGCAAUGCGGCCCUCAGCGCGGCCGCGGCGGGGCGGCGCUGGCGCGCGGGCCUCGCGCUGGCGGGCGACGGCCUGGUGAACUGCGGCGCGCGGCUCGGCGCCUGCCAGGGCCAGUGGCGCAAGGCGCUGGCGCUGCAUGACACGCUGCGGCCCAGCGGCUGGCAGCCCAGCGCGGUGACCUACGGGCUCCUGGUGGGCGCUGUGGAGUGGGCCGCGGCCGCGCAGCUGCUCCGCGAGGCUGUUCAGGCGGGCGCGCAGAGCCUGCCGCUGCUGAGCGCUGCGGUGAGCGCUUGCGAGAAAGCCCGGGAGUGGCGCACGGCGCUGUCGAUGUGCCAGGCGGCGCAAGCAGACGUUGUGAUGUAUGGAGCGUGCAUCAGCGCCUGUGAGAAGGGCAAGCAGUGGCAAAGGGCGGUGCAGCUCCUGUCCGCAGCCUGGGGCCGCGUCGCCAUGUCCUCCGUGGCCUACGGGGCCGCCAUCAGCGCCUGCGAGGCCUGCGAGGAGUGGAACUACGCCCUGCUGCUGCUGGCUGAUCUGUUCGCGCGGGCGCUGCGGGCGAACGUGGUGACCUACAACGCGGCUCUGCAAGCGUGCCAAAAGGGCCAGCGCUGGCAAAAGUGUCUGCACUUGCUCGCCGAGAUGUGCGGCAGGCGCCAGGAGCCAAAUGCCAUCAGCUACAACGCCGUGCUCAGUGCCUGCGGGGCGUUUGCCUGGCGCCACACGCUUCGAAUCUUCUUCCAGCUGGAUGCUGAACGGGUGGCGCUCGACUCGGUGGCGCUUGGCGCCGCGUUGGCUGCCGCGCCGCGGAAGACUUCGGCCCUGCUGCGCCGCUUGGAAGACCUGGGAGUGGCGCGCCUUGCGCGGAAAGCGGCGCCGAGUCACCAGUCGGCCCAAGGCUCUCCGGAUCAGCGCCCCUAUACCCGGGCCAUCUCCGCGGCCGGGCGGGCGUCGCGAUGGGACGCGGCCCUGGCACUGCUGCGAGGCUUGACUCUGGACUCUGUGGAAGCCAAUUCCAUCACCUACAACGCCGCCAUCAACGCUUGCCAGCGAGGCCAAGAAUGGCAGCUGGCGCUGCUACUUCUGGCCGCUUGGGCGCCAGACAUCAUCGCGCUCAACGCCUGCGCGAGCGCCGCUGGAAGCGGAGGCGGAAGCGAAGGCUGGCAGAUGGCACUGCUCUUGCUCUCACAGGUGUCCCAGCGCCAGCUGGAGGCAGACUGCAUCACCUUCAACGCCUGCAUCACCUCGUGCCAGAAGAGCAGCCACUGGCAGAAGGCGCUGGACCUCUUUGAGGAGCUACGGCAGCGGCUUCUUAGGGCCAGCGUGGUGUCCUACGGCGCGGCCAUGUGCUGCUGGGACGCAGGGCAGCACUGGGCGCGGGCGCUGCAGCUUUUGCCCGAGGCCGCCAGCCACGGCCUGCAGGGCAACGUGGUGACCUGUGGCGCGGCCAUCAGCGCGGUACGUCUCUGGCAGCAGGCCCUGGCGCUGCUGGACACGAGCUCGCAGACCAGCGCCGUGGCCUUCGGCGCGGCGCUCAGCGCCUGCGAGAAGGGCCACGCCUGGCGCUGGGCCGCGCAGGGCCUCGCCCAGCUGCUGCUGCAGACCCUGCGGCCGGACGUGGUGGCCUUUAAUCCGCUGCUGGGCGCCCUGGGCGCUCGAGGCCGCUGGGAGGCGGCGCUGCAGCUUGCGACGCGCAUGGCGUCCGCGAGGCUGCGGAGCUCUGUGGUGACGCUGGGCACCGUGAUGGCGGCCAUGGACCUGGGGAGCCGCUGGGCUGUGAGCUUCGGCCUACUCGCCGCGGCGCCACACCAAGCGCUCCAGCCCAACGUGGUGGCCUUCGGCUCGGCGGCCAGCGCCUGCCAGAGCUCGGAGCUGUGGGAGUGGCGCGGCGCGGCGCAGCUGCUGGCCUGUGUGCAGCGAGCCAGCCUGCAGUCCACCCCGGUGCUGCGGAGCGCCGCCUGCAGCGCCUGCGUCAGCGCCUCCGCCUGGCGCGCGGCGAUCCACACGGACCGAAGGAGCGACGGACACGAGGAGUUGGACGUGGUGGGGACGGGGGGAGCCAUCAGCGCCUGCGAGAAAGGCGGCUGUUGGCCUCGCGCCCUCCAGCUGCUGUCCACCCUCGCCUCCGCGCCGGCGGCCGCUCGAGGCUCUGCGGCCACCGCGUGCGCCAAGGCGGCGCGGUGGUCCGAGGCCUUUCUCAUUUUCGCCGUGGGCGGCGAGCUGGAGGCCGACGCCGUGGCGGCGGAGCAACUCGCCGCCGCGGCGGAGGGCGGCGGGCGCCGCGCGCUGGGGCCGCUGCUGGCGUGGCUGGAGGGGGCGCAAGUUAUUUACAAGAUCAUCAUCAUAUUUUCUGAGUCAAGCCGCAGCGUCGCAUUGGCCGCAACAUUGUCCAAGGAUAGCUAG